UCCCGUGCCGCUGCCAUGGCCGGGCCGGCGCCGCCGGUCACGCAGCAGGUCGGGCGGGCGCGGGGCGGCGGGCGGCGGCCGGAGCUGGAGCGGCUGCGGGAGGCUGCCCGCUGCCCGGUGCUGGACGCGGACGGCAGGAGCGUCCCCUUCCAGGCCCUGUUCGCGGAGCAGAAAGCGAUCGUGCUGUUCGUGCGGAACUUUUUGUGUUACACCUGUAAGGAGUAUGUAGAAGAUCUGGCAAAAGUCCCCAAGGCAUUUUUACAAGAAUCAAAUGUGAGGCUUAUAGUUAUUGGACAGUCAUCAUAUCAUCACAUCAAGCCCUUUUGCAGUUUAACUGGGUAUACACAUGAAAUGUAUGUAGAUCCACUAAGGGAAAUUUAUAAAAUACUUGGGAUGAAAAGAGGUGAAGGUAACAAAGCAUCAGUUCGGAGCCCUCAUGUGAAAUCAAACACUCUUCUGGGCAGUAUUAGGAGUGUAUGGAGAGCAAUGACUGGCCCAGCUUUUGAUUUUCAAGGAGACCCUGCUCAGCAGGGAGGAGCUUUGAUUAUAGGCCCAGGCAACGAAGUUCAUUUUUUGCAUCUUGAUAAAAACAGGCUGGAUCAUGUUCCCAUUAAUACAGUCUUGCAGCUGGCAGGAGUUAAAACAGUGAAUUUCUCAAACAAACCCCAGAUUAUUGACAUAUGACACUGAUGUAAUAUAUAAUUAUUUAAAAGUUUGUGCUCUACAAGAACAGCUCUCCAUUGAAUUACAAGAAGUAUUAGUUCUGUUGCUUCUUUGUGGGACAUUUGAAAACUUAUCUAGAAAAUCAGAGCAUAGAAUAAACUACCUGACAUUAGAGAUGGAUACAAAAGUGCUAUUUCCAUUGAGUACAAGAUAAUAAAAACUAAAACACAAUUGAGACCGAUUGCAAAAAAUCCUGGAGCUUGUCAUUGUCUCAUCUGACAAACUUGCUAUUGUUUUUUUAAACAUCAUUGUUUAAGGUGCACUAAAGUAAGAAAUCAGAUUUUGCUCAGGAAAAACUUGGGAUUCUUGCCUUCAGCAGAUCAACACUGGCUUUCAAUCCAAGACUUUUCAGUACUGUUUUAAAGCUUCCAGCACUGUAUGACAAUUUUAUAUUGAAAUACACCUUGAAAAGUCACAAUUUUGAAUAGCUGGACUUCAUUUGCAUCUGGCAAUGGCAGAAGUUAUGAAAAACAUUUCAUAAAUUCAAAUAAAUAUUUUAAAUACACCAUCAUGUAUUGUCUGCAAUUCUUUUGUGUGACACAAAAUCAUGGGUAAGACCAGAGAGAGAUGUGUCUUAAAUUUGUAUCUGAUCAGAUUAUUGGUUUUGGCAUAAGCCGAAUUAUUUGUGUUCCUAUGAAGAUUUGCAGCAGAAUGUUCUUCCUUUGUAUAUAUGUAUUUUCUCUCAGAGCAAGAGGUCUCAGAAUAAAAUGUUCUUAGUUAUUUCAGUCUUAGACAACUGAAGUAAGCAUAACAGCAUUCUUUCUGGUUUGCAGUUCUGGCAAAUUUCAUAUUAUUAAUUUAUCUGCAGAUGUUUAUGUUCAACUUCUGUUGGUUUCAUUAAAGUAGACAUGCCCUCUUUCAUCUAGGAUACACCUCUUUUUAGCAAAUUGGAAAAAAAAAAAAUCAAGAUUUAUGGAGGAGAGUAUCCUUCUCUGCAGCCUUUGACCUUCACUGUAAAAUGCUACCAUACAUACAAGUCUCAACCACAAAUUUUCUCCCCUUUUAAGCUUUACUGCAAUUGUGAAAUGGCAUUUUGUGAAGAUGUUUGUUCCUGCAUCCAUUAAGGUCACUGGCAGGCCCAGAGCAAGGUCUGGAAAGCUUUACACUGUUAAGAGCAUGUGAAAUUUUAAGUGCACUGUUCCUUGAUGAAAAAUAAAAGGCUUGCUUAAGAAGCAUAACAGUACUGAACAAUGUAAUUCUAUUAAACAUACUAUGCCUUAGGAACUUAUUCAUUACACCCCUAUUUUGAUAUUAUGUGUUUAGAAGAAUGUUUUUAUUAAUGGAAAAAUACAGUUGACAGUUCUCUGCUAAACAGCACUUGGCACAGGGCUGAAGGUGUGCAGACUCUGAAUCCCCAAACUCGGCAUAAGAGACUGGGACAGGCAGCUCAAGCUCACAGGGGAGUGAAGUCUGCUUUUCAUGAACCACUGUUCCUACAGUCUCAAAUAAGGAGCUGCCUCCUUCCUCCAGCACUCUCCCAGCUCAACAUUAUUUUUCAGCUUGCCAGGAACUCUGGAAUGCAUCUGCCUCUCUGCCUUAUGUUCCUUAAAUAACAGCCAAAAGCAGGCUGGAAAACUGGUCAUAUGUUUGUAAAACAAAGACAAUAAACAAAUAAAAAAUAUUUUCAAAGACAA
Messenger RNA from Lonchura striata (white-rumped munia), 2357 nucleotides. RefSeq names its product peroxiredoxin like 2C (gene PRXL2C). Lineage: Eukaryota; Metazoa; Chordata; Aves; Passeriformes; Estrildidae. The record is from RefSeq and is a predicted model, not a curated record.